UGGAACACAGCCAUGAUUGGUCGAUGUGCCAAAUGAUGUCAUUAAACGGGAGCGAUUCAACUAAUCAAAAACGCUAUAUUAUAAUAGAUUACUAACAUAUAAACCAAUAAACGUUACGCUGACGGAUUUAAAUAUCAGAAGUAUGUUUGGAAUGUAAUAGCCGGUAAAGGCAAACACAAGCCGAAAGCAUUUGAUAGCAUUCGAGUCAAGAAAGCGUGGUAAUGAGGUGAUAUUGACAUCUUAAUACGUAAACGCAUUAGGUAAAUAAAUUUUUACAUGACAUCUUGUAAUAGGGCAAGAGUAACAAACAUAAAUUAUCGUUGAUUUCUUUAUUUAUUCGACAAUUUAGUGAAUUGAGCUUUAUUUUGACAAGUGAGGAUUAUUGAAUUUGUCGAUCCAAACAAAGUUGCCAAAUCAGCAUAAGCUCCGUUUUUAUAAAUCAGUGUAAAGUGUUUUGGAAAUCUUCGAAUAAUGUCGGAUCUUCCAGCAAAUAGAAGUUCUAGUUUUGAUAAUAUUAGCAGUAGAAUAUUAAAACAUAAUGUCACACUGCCAAAAUCUCAGCCAGUACAUCUCAAGGCACUCAUGCUUGAAAGUGAUGAGGAUGAUGAUGAUAAUGAUGAUGAUGAUGAUGAUAAUAAUAAAAUUGAGAAGAAAGCUUGUAAAUCUGAAAGUGAAUUAGAUUUUGAUAAAUCACAAUUUAUGCCACAAAAUGAUUGUUCUAAAGAUAUACUGGAAACAUCAUCUCAGAAAAAAAAAGACACAAACUCUAUGUCUUAUUUAGAAGAAGGAUGCUCAAAAACUAAUCCUAUGCAAAAAGAAGGUAGUACAUAUAGUAAGAAAGAAAGUAAACUUGGAUUUGUAAGUUCUGAAAGUAAUGUAUUAAUCAGUAACACAAAUAAAGAAGAUUCUCACAGCUGCAAGUUUGAAAAGAUACAGGAAAGACACAGUGAUAUGUGUGCUAUAAAAAGUCCUGAAGUUGAUAGUUUAGAAAGGCUCAAAGUUGAUACUGUUUGUGAUGAUUUGACAGAUGUAAUGUUACAAUCUAGUUUACCUUCGUCAUCUGUCUUAUAUACAGCUCACAAAUCUUAUUGUAACACACAUUUUGGUACGUACAAAAAUAUGCAAUCUAUCUCCAUGCAUCAUAUGGAAGACAUAUUAAAUAAAAAAAAAGAAGAACAUAUAUAUAGUACAUCAAUAGAGAAUAAGAUGCUAUCACAAAACAGUGACGAAUUAAAUUUAAGCAAAGGGGAUCAACAGUAUAAGGCACAUGGUUUUAUAGAGCAAUCAAGUAAGAGUUAUAAAGAUGAACUUCACAAGGUUCCAAAUACUGUGCUGGAAUCAGGCUCUUGUGUACCUCAAACAUCUGCAAGUAUGAUGCAUUUUACACGAUAUAAUUCACAAUAUAGCAGCGCAAAUGAAACAAACGAGAAAUAUACACCAGCAAAAAGUGCAUGUACACCCUCAUUGAGUGAAAUGGGGAAAUCGUUAACUGCGAUGAAUCGUUUAAUGGCAGAAACUCCUUUGAAGUCUCUACAUGGCUCAAUGCAUCCAAAUCCAUCUAUGUCGCACAAGCAACUGUUCCAAACUCCGCAGAGCAAAUUGUCAAGUGAACCGAGCAAGAGUAACGUUCAAACUCCUUCCACGAUAUUUUCUACUUGGUGUCAUAAUACUAUGAGACAAACACCUAUCGAAGGAAAAAGUUUUACAACGAAAGAUCAUGUGCAAACGUUAAGGAAUAUAGUCUGUACACCUAUUAUAGAGAAACCAGAACCUAUGAGACAUUUGAAGAACGUGAGACAACCUUUAGCUGAUACUAUGACACACGGUGAUUCCUCGACUCAUUUUUUAGAAUCUAAGUCUUACGUAUCGCACACAGGUAUCGAAGCGAAAAGUCUUAAACCUGAACCGUAUCAAGAAGACAGAACUAUAAGAGUAGUAAAUUCUAUUAAAAAAUUAAUGAAAACAGAAACAAAUUACAAUAAAGAUCUGAAACCGGCAAAACUAAUAGAAGAAACAAAAGAGAAUGAGCAGCCUGAUGUUCCGGAUACAUUGCCAGAAAACAAUAGGAAAACUACGCAAGAUAAAAGUUGUAAAAGUAAACAAGUAAUGAGUGGUUUUGACAUAGGUGUACAAGCAAUACAGGAUUCCUCGAAAAACAAUACGGAUAAUAACGUCGUUCACGAGAAACAGCACGAAAAAUUGCGGCAAGUCGUAGACCAAGUGGCGAACGUGCAAUUCAGCGUACCAUCGAGUAUUCCUCAACAAUGGCAGGAAAAAAAUUUGUUUGUGAAGAACAGAGAGUACAUGAUUCUAGGCUGUCUUGGUCGAGGAAUGUGCGGUGAGGUUCUGCGGGUGCAAGACUUAUCCUGCGGCGAGUUGCGCGCAAUCAAGUGUGUGGACUUGAGUAAAAUGGACAAGGACACGUCCCAGGGUUGCUUGGACGAGAUCUCUAUGCUGCGUAAGUUACAGGCGUCCUGCAUUGUCAAAAUGUUCGACUAUGAAAUCAAAGGAUGUAUGGUAUAUGUAGUGAUGGAAAUGGGUGAUACUGAUCUUAGUCGAUUCCUAAAAUCAAUGUCGGAUGAAAAGCAACUUUCUCUCACAAUGAUUCUAUAUUAUUGGACCGAAAUGCUCACAGCUGUAAAAUAUAUACACGAGAAUGGUGUUAUACAUUCUGAUUUGAAACCAGGAAAUUUUUUAUUGGUACGCGGCAGACUAAAGCUGAUAGAUUUCGGAAUUGCUUCCAGUAUAAAUUCAGAUAUGACAUCCGUUGUAAAAGAUAAUCCAAUUGGAACGUUAAAUUACAUCAGUCCAGAAGCUUUGAUGGACACCGGCGGAAACCCGAAUUCGCCGACUCAUAAUGUCAAAUACAAGAUAAGUUUCAAGUCAGAUGUAUGGUCGUUGGGCUGUAUUCUGUACAGUCUAGUGUACGGAUAUACACCUUUUCAUCAUAUACGUUCUCACUGGGCAAAAGUGAACGCUAUAACUAAUCCGAAACCGAACAUCACUUUUCCGGCCACGACGUAUAGUUCCGCAAAUUCCGAGCGCGUACCGCCUCUUUUGAUUGAUGUAAUAAGAAAAUGUCUUCAACAUAAUCCGAAAGCCAGACCCACGGUAGCUGAAUUGCUGCAAAUCCAGUAUGUACCUACUACACAGAAUAUCACGCCACUUAGUCCGAAUAUUCCAGGAAACAUUCUCGUGAAGAUAAAAACUGCUUUGACCAACGAAGAAUGGCAACAGUUUAUUCAGUCAUUGGAUACAAAGCAACGUCAGACAUGAUAUUACCGGAAAAAUAGUUUAUCGAUUUAAUGAUGUACAUAAAAGUAUUUACACAC
This is a messenger RNA of Pseudomyrmex gracilis, 3332 nucleotides long. It is a transcript of the gene Mps1, whose product is annotated as probable myosin light chain kinase DDB_G0279831. NCBI's taxonomy places the organism in Eukaryota, Metazoa, Arthropoda, Insecta, Hymenoptera, Formicidae. The record is from RefSeq and is a predicted model, not a curated record. Gene Ontology annotation, cellular component: kinetochore; nucleus; spindle. Bases 472 to 3276 code for a protein of 934 amino acids. Gene Ontology annotation, biological process: mitotic spindle assembly checkpoint signaling; meiotic spindle assembly checkpoint signaling; chromosome segregation. Gene Ontology annotation, molecular function: protein serine/threonine/tyrosine kinase activity; ATP binding; protein serine/threonine kinase activity. The transcript is spliced from 8 exons.